AUGCCGCCCCGCCAGCGCCAGGGCCUCACGCAGCUGCAAAAGUACGAGAUAUGCCGCCUGCGCGCCCAGCACCCGUCCAUGAAGCUCGCCGAGUUCGCGCAGCUGCCGCUGUGCCCGCGCCGCCGCGACGGCCGCCCGCUCGCAAUCUCGAGCCUCGCGGACCACCUCAAGGGCUGGGAGGAGACCGUCAAGCAGGGCCCGCCGGAAGGCGCAGAGGCAAACAAGAAAAAGUCGCGCCCGGCCAUGUUCCCCAUCUUCGAGUACCUGCUGGUGACCUGGAUCGACGCGGCCGAGGCUGCGCGCCAGCCCAUCACCGACGAGGCCAUCCGCGCGCAGGGCAAGCGCAUCCAGGAGCGGCUGUCGUCGGGCCGCGCCGACGAGUGCCGCGAGACGUACGACAGCUUCGAGAUGAGCAGCGGCUGGCUGCAGGGCUUCAAGCAGCGCCACAACAUCGACCAGCACAAGCGCCACCGCCAGGUCGGCGGCCCGUUCGACGCCGCGGCCAUACCGACCCACCGCGCGAGCUUGAGUGUGGGGUUGAGGCAGUUUGCGCCGGCGGAUAGGUAUAAUUGUGAUGAGGCGAGGCUGCACUUUGAUCGCCAGCUGGAGCUCCCGGGGGUGGAGGCGCCGGGGGCGGGGGGUGGGGGUGAUGGGGCGGGUGCUGGGGGCGAGAAGGAGAAGGAGAAGGAGAAAGGGCGGUUCACGGUGUUCCUGUGCGUCAAUGCCGACGGCACCGACAAGCGGCGCAUCACGGUCAUGAGCAAGAUCCGCACGCCCGCCGUCUUCAAGCGGGAGCGCAUCAACCCGGCCAACCUGCCCGUGACCUACCGCUACAACAAGAAGACCUCGCUGCCCACCGACCUCUGGUACGAGUUCCUGCGCACCUUCGACGCCGACAUGCGCGACGCCCGGCGCCGCAUCGCCCUCGUCUGCGAAAACUGCCCCACCUACCCAACGCCCACGAAACCCCCGCCAAACUACAAGGGCCCGCCGCCGCCCGUCCUCACAAACAUCACGCUCUUCUUCCUGCCCACAAACACGGCGGCCCUCCUGCAGCCCCUCAGCCAGGGCAUCGUCACAGCCUUCAAAGCCACCUACCGCAAGAUGUGCGCAGAGCUCCUCCUCGACCACCACCACCACCACCACCACCACCACGGCGCGAGGCGCGAGCGAGAGCGCAUAAACACCCUCGAGGCAAUCGACAUCAUCACGUCCGCGUGGAGCGCUAUCCCGCCGCGCAUCGUCCUGCAGUGCUGGCAGGCCGCCGCCAUCUGCGAGGACCUGGCGCUCAUGGAUCUCGGCGGCUCGCCCGCCGAGUACGUCGAGGUGCAGCGGCGGGCGUGUCUGGGCGUGCUGCAGCGGCUGCAGCCGCGGCAGGAGCUGGCACGGGAGGUCAUGGAGGCGUUUUGGGGCGCGGAGGAGGAGAUACCGGGGUGCGAGGGCGGCAAGGUGGAGGUGCCGGAUGUGGUGAGGAUUGUGGAUGAGUGUGUUGCGGCGGGGAUCCUACGGCGCGGGGUGGAGGGGAUGGAGCUGCAGGAUGGGGAGGAGGGGGAGGAGGAGGAGGAGGAGGGUGCGGGUGCGGGUGUGGGUGCGGGUGCGGCGGUGGGGGAGGGGGUGACGGAGAUUAUUGGGCAUCGCGUGGCGAUCCAGUAUUUGGCGGAGGUGAAUAGGUAUCUGAGGAGCUUGCCGGUCAGUGUGUUGAAGACGCCGAUGGGGAAGGAGGUGGCUGUGAGUGAGGCGAUUAGCAGCAAUAUGUUGGUGAUGGCGGGGAUUCCGCAACAGUUCCGAAAACGCAAAGCAGAGAGUAUGGCCGGCGGAGGACUAGGAGGAGGACUAGGAGGAGAGAGCGGCGCCAGCGCCGGUGGUGGUGCAGCGGACGCGGGCGCGGGCGCGGGCGCUGGCGCUGAUAUCGCCGUGUACACCAGCCGUUUCUUGUAA
Morchella sextelata is the source of this 1938-nucleotide messenger RNA. RefSeq lists its product as uncharacterized. Gene Ontology annotation, molecular function: DNA binding. Gene Ontology annotation, cellular component: nucleus. Bases 1 to 1938 code for a protein of 645 amino acids. NCBI's taxonomy places the organism in Eukaryota, Fungi, Ascomycota, Pezizomycetes, Pezizales, Morchellaceae. The record is from RefSeq and is a predicted model, not a curated record. The transcript has 3 exons.